Molecule: messenger RNA, 1943 nt
Organism: Lates calcarifer (barramundi perch)
Lineage: Eukaryota; Metazoa; Chordata; Actinopteri; Centropomidae
Product: transmembrane protein 60
Exons: 3
Coding region: 266-667 (133 amino acids)
Source: RefSeq, a predicted model, not a curated record
ACGUGACGUAACGAGGCGAGGACCAAUUGGCUUCCAGGACGGGCGGAACACAACGGAGAUAACGGACCAAGAAAAAAAAUCUCGCCCCCGUCUGUCACUGUUAACGGACGCGUCUGUCGAUAAUUAUGUGACUUAUUAUCACAAACGUUGUGCGAGUGUCAGUGUGUGGCUUACAGGGAGAAGAAAAUGCUGCUCACCGAUUUAGAAAUACACUGAACCUCUGUUUGUCUGCGUCCUCCUCUGAUCCGUGUCCCCAGUCAGUGAAAUGUCUCUGGCUCAGAGGGUUUUGUUGACCUGGGUCUUCACCCUGGUCUUCCUCAUCAUGCUGGUGCUCAAACUGGAUGGGAAGGUGCAGUGGAACUGGUUCCUCAUCUUCCUCCCAGUCUGGGUCUUCGACGGCAUCCUCAUCCUCAUGCUCGCCAUCAAGAUGGCAGGCCGCUGCAAACCCGGGUACGACCCGCGCAACGGCUCCCCGGACCUGCGUCUGCGUGCCUGGUACCUGACGGCCAUGCUGCUCAAGCUGGGCUUCUGCCUGACGCUGUGUGCCAAGCUGGAGAAGCUGGCCGAUGUUAAGCUGACGUUUGUGUGCAUACCGCUGUGGACCAUGUUGCUGGGAGCGCUCGUGGAGCUGGGGCUGAAUAUCUUUCCUGAGAGGAGAGAGGCCUGAGGCAGGGGGAUCAAACCUCAACCAACAAAAAAACUUAUUUAAGAAAAUUAUAUGUUUGUACGACCAUUACUUUGUGAAAUCUGAGCCUUUGCUUUGGCCCAGUUGUUUCCAGAGAUGAUCGAGACUCAAGAAGGAAUCAAAUCAUCAUCUGAUUCUGUCAAAAAUAGAAAUCAUAUAUGUUCAGAUCUCGGUGAAGUAUACUGUGAGGGUUAAAGCAGAGCUGGGAUCCUGCUGUUUGUGUCAAAGAAUCACUGCUUGUGAAUCCAUCACAUUACCGUCAUCAGCUCAAAAAUGGCUCUAUUUUCUUUACAAAGAAAAUAAAAGAAGCCGUACAGGGAUCAACUGCAUAUGUUUAUGACUACUGUGAAGCCUACACUGGAAGAAACAUGAGCUUCCUCUAAUGUUUCCAGUGUUUAUUUUUAUUGUACAUGAGCUUAGCACAGCUGCUCCUGUAAAGCACCGUCACACAGGGUGGGAAGUGAGUAGUAUUUGGUACAUUUUAAUUCCACUUCCUUUAUUUAAGCUGCACUCUUAAAUCGUGGAGUGUAAAUUUCAGCGACACGUGCUUUAGAUAUUGUUUGGCUGUAUUUGCGCACAGACACUUUUUGUCUUUUCAUUCCUGAGCUGCGGAGGGUGGUUAGUCAAAUAUUAUUCAAGUUAUAAAUUAACUUUAAUAGUGUUUGUGGCGACGACUUGGUUUGGCUGCAAACACACAAUAAUACUUUAAGAAAUAGUUGAAGACGUGGAACAACUUGUGAUGCUCUGUUUUUUUUCUACAGGCUACCCUGCCCUCUGCCUUGUACAAUAUCUCUUUUGUACCGUUUUUAAAUCAUCAUGUGUCCCACAAAAAUGAGUGAGCUGUUUUCAGGUGCAAGGUCCAAGGUCACAAAACAGUUAGCUUGUAAUGUACUUGGUGAUUCAGGUUAUUAAUGUUCAGAUAGAUAUGGAAAAUCUGUCACGAGUGUCGUGGGUUAAGUGGUGAAGAUCACGUUCUCAGUGUAUAUUAAGUUUUAAUUAUUACAGUGUAAACAGAGCUCAUCUGAAUACUUUCUACCGGUGGUUUGAAAUGUUUUGUCAAGUUGGUCAUUGUUUCACAUUUCAGCUUCACAGUGCAGCUGCCACUGCGCAUGACUGGAAUUUGUUUUUGUGCCAUGUUGAUUGUUCAUUAGUAUUUCAAACACAUUCUUCGCAUUAUUUUGCACUUUGUUGACAAGAAAAUAAUUAAGUUUUGAGGUCACACGCAUGUCUUUUAAAAAUAAAUGAUUGAUUUACAUGA